This is a messenger RNA of Fusarium graminearum PH-1, 1187 nucleotides long. RefSeq lists its product as uncharacterized. Lineage: Eukaryota; Fungi; Ascomycota; Sordariomycetes; Hypocreales; Nectriaceae. The coding region runs from base 95 to 1009 and encodes 304 amino acids. The record is from RefSeq and is a predicted model, not a curated record. The transcript has 2 exons.
CCCUCAACCUUAUUUUCACUACUGACUUUUUCAUCUCUCUCAUCUCUCUUCAAUAUACUUAGUACCUAUAAUAACUCAAGAAUCUCAAGUCAUCAUGGGUGCUAAAUCGGGCACCGCCCUCAAGUUCCUGCAAUGGUUCAUUCGAGGCAUUCAAUUCGCUUGCGCCGCUCUCAUCCUUGCCAUCUACUCCUACUUCCUAGCAACUCUCCAUAACCACAACCUCUCAAUCAGCAACAAAAUCCGUGCUGUGGAGGGCAUUUCUGGAAUCGCUGUUCUCUACACUGCCGCUGCUCUGCUCCUCCUCUGCUGCCUUGCCGGCCGCACCCUCUCAUCUUUACUGGCCAUUAUGUUGGAUAUCGCCUUUAUCGGCGCUUUCAUCUACGUUGCUGUCGCCAACAAGGGCGGUGCUAGCAGCUGCACUGGAUAUCUCGACACUCCCUUUGGACGUGGAAAGGCUGGUAAUACCGCCGAGGGAAGCGACGGUUUCACUGCUCUGCCCAGUUACCGUACCGCCUGCAAGCUCCAGUCUGCUUGUCUAGCUGUCUCCAUUGUCGCCAUUAUCUUCUUCAUCUUGUCCAUUCUUGUCGAAGUUGCACUUGCCCGCCACCAUCGCAAGGAGAAGCGCUUUGGUCCUGGUCCCACUAAUGACUACACCUCUGGAUACGGUGCCAAGGGAGGUUUCUUCAGCCGCAUCUUCCGCCGCCGCAAGAACACUGCUGCUGGAAAUGACGAUGCUCUACCCGAGCAUGCUCACCCUGACCAGCUCGACACAUACCGUCAGAGCCAUGCUACCGAUCGCACUGCUGUCAACAACUUCCCUGACGACAACAACGCCUACAACAAGUAUGAAAACAACCCCCUUGGCUACCAGGAGCCAAACCACGGACGCCAAGACGGCUAUGGCCAGAUUCACUACCCGGAGCCCCAGUAUGGCGUCACUCAACCACCUGUUCGCCAGGCUGAGAACCCAAACUACCGCUACGAUGAUGGUGUCUACGAUCGCGCCUAGGUGCAAACUACAAAGUUGGGAAGUACACAAACAGAAAGGAACCAACACAGAUUGAUACCCGGAUGGAUGCUCCAAAAGGAGCAGCCGGUCACUUACGAACAUUCAUGUUUACAUACCAUGAUAAACGACAGGGGUUUGAUAAACCCAUUAAUGAUUAAUAAUAUACAUAUGCAUACAU